Molecule: messenger RNA, 1866 nt
Organism: Fonsecaea nubica
Lineage: Eukaryota; Fungi; Ascomycota; Eurotiomycetes; Chaetothyriales; Herpotrichiellaceae
Exons: 2
Coding region: 1-1866 (621 amino acids)
Source: RefSeq, a predicted model, not a curated record
AUGGUCAAAUGGGGGACGCUUCUCUUCGGAGCUCGCGAAAGGAGAUCGCCAUAUCACCACGGUGAGACGAGGAGAUUGCUUCCCGCCAACAGCUCCGACCUGCCCCCCUCAGGCUUGCCGGCCAAAGAAGUCACCAAAGUCGCCCUCCGAUUGAAGUACCAGAUCGAGGCAGUUAUUCCUAUCGAGCUUCCUGAAGAGAAAAUUGUCGCUGCCAACAGCCCCGUUAUAACUCCGAAGGUGGUGCAGACAGCCAAAGAAGCGGGCGGGACUGAGUACGCUGCAUGUGUGGUGUACUGCCUGCUUGUGUGCAAGAGAUGGUUCACUAGACAAGCCAAUCUGGAGCUCUGGGAUGCAGACCUGCACCAUGUCCGUGCUGUGGCUUGUGAGAUGAUCGCCAAACGCAUCAUCGAGAAUGAGGAGGACCAAGAAUACCUGAUGCAAGAGAUUCUCCUGAAGCGCUACUCGGUCAUCCGCAAGGACGAGGAGACACCCCCAGCAAAUGUCAUUGAGAGGGCAGUCGACCUGCACUGCCUGAUCGUCAUUGGUUCUUCUGGCUACCAAAAGUGCAUCAAGUACCUCUGGAGGGGCUGGAUUCAUCAAGACGACAAAGACCCGGGCAGAUUUGUUUUCUACAACGACCGCGACAACACAAAUUAUUGGGUCCAUCUGAACCCCGACCGUAUGCGCACGCCCUUGUAUCAGAACGCCCUUCAGAUCACCAUCUCGGUCCUCUAUCUUGCCUUGUAUACUGGGGCGGUCAAUACCGUGAAUGAAGAUGGCGACCUUGACAUCGUCGAGGGUAUUCUCUACAUGAUGACAUUAGGCUUCAUCUGCGACGAAAUCGGCAAAUUUUGGAAAGUCGGCAUUUGGUAUUUCGGUUUUUGGAACGCCUUCAACAAUUGCCUCUACGCUCUGCUCACAGCCUCGUUCAUUAUCCGCAUGAUCGCUCUCGGCCACUCCUCCGACGAGCAUGACGACAAGCGGCGCGAACUCAACAGAUUAGGUUACCACAUAUUCUGUGUCGCUGCCCCCAUGUUCUGGGCCCGUCUCCUCCUGUAUCUGGACACGUUCCGCUUCUUCGGCGCAAUGCUGGUCGUUUUGAAAGUCAUGAUGCGUGAAUCCCUCAUCUUCUUUGCCCUUCUCCUGGUCGUUUGCGUGGGUUUUCUCCAGGCCUUUAUUGGUCUGAACCAAGUCGAGGGAAACAGCAGUAUCACCAGCUUCGUCAUCACCGCCAUGGCCAAUUCGGUCAUGCAGUCGCCUGAUUUCGAAGGCUUUGACAACUAUGCCCAUCCCUUCGGCCUUAUUCUAUAUUACAUCUUCACAUUUGUCGUCAUGGUUAUCCUGCUCAAUAUCCUCAUCGCAUUAUACAACAGUGCGUACGAAGACAUCACCGAAAAUGCGAUCGAUGAGUACAUGGCCAUGUUUGCACAAAAGACACUGCAAUUCGUACGUGCGCCCGACGAGAAUGUCUUCAUUGCGCCGUUCAACUUGAUCGAGUUGCUCUUCUUGAUCAUCCCUUUUGAAUGGUGGAUGGAUCCGCAUCGCUAUGAGCGACUGAACAACUAUGUCAUGGGCGUCAUCUAUUCGCCUCUGUUACUCAUCACCGCUGCUCUGGAGUCUCUGGAUGCCCGCACAGUGCAAAGCAACAGGAGUCGAGGAGAAGAAGAUGACGACACGGUGGAAGAGUGGGAGGAAAUGCCGCACGACCUGAACUUUGGAAUGGAGGGGUGGGACACAAAGGUUCACUCCACAAGACCGGUGGUCGAGGUUGACGCCGAUGUCGUCGAGAUAAGACAGCUGAAGGAGCAGGUUGAUGAACUGCAGCGGAUGGUGAGGGCGUUGAGUGUCGCAAAGGACGAACGCUGA